Messenger RNA from Macrosiphum euphorbiae (potato aphid), 1737 nucleotides. The record is from the annotation of a GenBank genome assembly. NCBI's taxonomy places the organism in Eukaryota, Metazoa, Arthropoda, Insecta, Hemiptera, Aphididae.
AUGGUUACAGUGAAUGGUAGACCAUUGACAAUUUUCAAUGACUCUGGGUUUUCAAAAAUUCUACGUCCCUUAACAGAAGCAAUUGGUGGAGGAUUUACUAUUAACUCGCAAAAUAUUAAAAAUCACAUAUUUAAUGCAUCAAAUGUGAUUAUUUCAAAUAUUAAAAAUGACAUUAAAAAGCAACUAAUAAGUUUAAAGAUUGACUCAGUCAAACGUCAUAAUCGUUCAAUAUUGGGUAUAAAUAUUCAAUAUAUUAAAGAUGGUAAAAUUUCUUUGAAAACAUUAGCAAUGGUAGAAUUGUUUGACAAGCAUACCGCAGAAAAUUUAAAACAAUCGCUUCUUGAUGUACUUACGAAGUAUGAAAUAACUCAAGAACAAAUUUAUACAAUAACUUGCGACAAUGCUGCAAAUAUGAUAAAGAUGGCUAAAAUAAUGACUGUCAAUGAUAUUGAGAAUAAUUUUAUUGAUUCAAGUGAUGAAGUUGAUAAUGAUAUUCCAGACAUCAACAAUGAAGAUGUUGAAGAUGAUGACAGCCAGAAAGACAGUGAUGAUGAGUACCUUAAUGAUGGAACAUCAAUAGCUAAUGAAGACAUUGAGAAUGAACUUUUUUUUGACUUAUUUAAUACAGAUGAAGCGACCAUAGCGAUUCAAUCUUUUGAAGAUGAUGUGUUUGACGCCAUAUCAGCUUCAUCUAUAACGUCAUGUGUGCGAUGUGCCGUGCAUACUUUGCAACUAUGUAUUCUAGAUGGGUUUAAAAACGCACCAAUCACCAGUUGCAUAGUUCAAGCAAGAAAGGUGGUGAAAAAACUGAGAACUCCCAAGUAUGCCACUUGGCUAAAAAGAAAAAACCUCAAAUAUGCUAUAAUUGAUAACGAAACAAGAUGGAACUCGGUCUACAAUAUGUUAUUUAGAUUAUUAGAGUUGAAAGAAUUUUGCCAAACCCACCAUAAUACAAAUACUGAACUCAAAUUAAAAAAAGUGAAUGGGAUUCCAUUAAAAGUUGAUGCAUUAGAGCCUGUCAAAAUAGCUACUUUAGCUCUUCAAAAGCAGGACAUAAACCUCGGUGACUUCUAUGGGGUAUGGCUUAAAGCAUCCCACGGUCUCCAGUCCAAUGGUUCAAUUUUAGCUAAGCAAAUUUUGAAAUCAAUGAAACAGCGUGAAGUGCUUUUAUUAAAAAACCCUGUUUUUUUGGCAGCAAUUUUCCUUGAUCCACGUUAUCAAUGCAUGUUAAACGAAGCUGACAAAAACACCGGAAUUAAUCAUUUAGUUAAAACUUGGAAGUUUAUGAUUCAAAUACAAGAUGAUAUAUGUGAAACUGGUGAUGUCAAUAACUCAGCUAUAGCCAGUACUAAUGUUGAUUCUCCUAAUAACACUACUGAAACUACUGAUGACCAGGAUGUAUUUGAAUUAUUUUUAUCAUCUCAAUCAUCUGCUUCAAGUCAUCAUAGUGGCACAGGUAUCUUAGAUGAUAUAUCUGUUAAGCUGUGUAAUUUUAAAGAUGUUAAUCGCCUACAUUACAAAACAAAUAUAUUGACAUUUUGGGAGACCCAAAAACACGACAAUUUUGAACUUUAUAAGCUAGCAACAAUUGUUCUUGCAGUACCUGCUACUCAGGUUAGUGUUGAACGAAGUUUCAGUGGUAUUAAGUUUAUUUUAUCUGAUUUACGUACAUCAUUAUCAGCUAAUUUAUUAGAUGCUAUAAUGAUUGUACGCUCAAAUACAAAGUUUAAUAAAUAA